This is a messenger RNA of Callorhinchus milii (elephant shark), 672 nucleotides long. RefSeq names its product GTP-binding protein Di-Ras2. Gene Ontology annotation, biological process: signal transduction. Gene Ontology annotation, molecular function: GTPase activity; GTP binding; GDP binding. The coding region runs from base 33 to 626 and encodes 197 amino acids. The record is from RefSeq and is a predicted model, not a curated record. Gene Ontology annotation, cellular component: plasma membrane. Lineage: Eukaryota; Metazoa; Chordata; Chondrichthyes; Chimaeriformes; Callorhinchidae. The transcript has a single exon.
UUUCACGUCGGGAGGACGUCCCAAGAAACACAAUGCCUGAACAAAGCAACGACUACAGAGUGGUUGUGUUUGGAGCGGCUGGAGUUGGCAAAAGCUCUCUGGUGCUCAGGUUUGUUCGAGGAACCUUCAAGGAGACUUACGUGCCCACUGUGGAGGACACCUACAGGCAGGUAAUCAGCUGUGACAGGAGCAUUUGUACCCUUCAGAUCACUGACACCACAGGGAGCCACCAGUUCCCGGCCAUGCAGAGACUAGCCAUCUCCAGAGGUCACGGUUUCCUCCUAGUUUACUCGGUCACCAGCAGACAAUCCCUGCAGGAAUUGGAAGCCAUCUACGAGCAGAUCUGUCACAUCAAGGGGGACCUGACCUCAGUGCCCGUCCUCCUGGUGGGCAAUAAGAGGGAUGAGAGCCAGAGGCAGGUGGACACCAGCGAGGGCCAAGCCUUGGCCACCAAGUGGGAGUGCUCUUUCCUGGAGACCUCGGCAAAGCUCAACUACAAUGUGCAGGAAGCCUUCCAGGAGCUGCUGAACAUGGAGAGGAGGAGAACGGUCAGUCUGCAGCUCGAGGGGAACAGGCCCAAGCGCAGGACCGAGCCCAGGCUCAAGGGGAAAUGUUCACUAAUGUGAAAUGGAGGGAGAGAGAGCGUUACACAGAGAGUUAUAGAGAGACAAA